AUGAAUUGGAAACAAAUUAGAGAAAAUGGGGUUAAAAAGUUUCUACUUUGGGAUGAUGUGUAUAAUAUUCGGAUAGAUUUAAUGUUAAUGUCAAUUUUAUUGGUUUUGGUGAUAUCCAUUGUGAUUCUGUUUGCAUUAGAUGUUUACAAUCAUUCCAUCAAAGUUUUGCUUUGGUUGUCGUAUCUUGUUUUCACAUUAAUUUGUGGUGGUAGUACUUUUAUUAAGGAGCUAGUGAUAGCCAUACGAAAGGAUAGAAGUCCAAAAUCAGAAUUAGAAAAGCUUUUAGAAAAUCAUUCAUUCAGACAAUUAUUCAAAGAGUAUAGCACAAAGGAAUUAUCACUUGAAAAUUUUAUGUUUUAUGAAAAGUUGAGAGAAUUGGUAUCAAAAUAUGGAAUGAAUGGUUUUAUUCCACAUGAAACUCUUCAACAAGUUGAAAACCAAUUCUUUAAACAAGACUCUCCCUAUGAAUUGAAUAUACCAUCCAGAACUAGAAAACUCUUUUAUGCCUUAUUUGAAAAUUAUGAAAAACCAGAUUCAUCAAGUGCAGAAUUAAUUGAAUAUGCUAAUACUACAAAAGUAUCAGAUUUAUACACAAUUAUUUACAAUGAUUUACUUACUAACAUGUCUGAUACUCAAAGUAGACUUAUUGAAACUGAUGUUUUUCAAAAUUGGUAUGCUGUAUUUACUAUUCAAAGAAAACAAUCAGUGAUUAUUGUAUAA
Molecule: messenger RNA, 720 nt
Organism: Naegleria gruberi
Lineage: Eukaryota; Heterolobosea; Eutetramitea; Acrasida; Naegleriidae
Exons: 1
Coding region: 1-720 (239 amino acids)
Source: RefSeq, a predicted model, not a curated record